Armigeres subalbatus is the source of this 1810-nucleotide messenger RNA. RefSeq names its product L-lactate dehydrogenase. Gene Ontology annotation, molecular function: L-lactate dehydrogenase (NAD+) activity. Gene Ontology annotation, biological process: pyruvate metabolic process; lactate metabolic process. The record is from RefSeq and is a predicted model, not a curated record. The transcript is spliced from 5 exons. The coding region runs from base 172 to 1167 and encodes 331 amino acids. Gene Ontology annotation, cellular component: cytoplasm. NCBI's taxonomy places the organism in Eukaryota, Metazoa, Arthropoda, Insecta, Diptera, Culicidae.
GCAGCGUAUAUUCGUUCAUCAGUGCUACGCGUAUCCGCAUACGUAUUCCGUCGGUCUUACUGUUCGGUUCCCGUUUUCCAGUGUGCAAUUUGUAUCGUGAAGUGAAACAGCUCAUUAGCUGAGGUGCAUUGUUCUUUGAGCCAGAAGUGCAAUUGAAAAAAACCAAUCAAAAUGUCGGUGAAAGCUAAAUUGAUGAAGGAAAUCGCUGAGCCGAUGACCUCCUCCGGUAACAAGGUCACAAUCGUCGGUAUCGGCCAAGUCGGUAUGGCAUGUGCCUUCAGUAUCUUGACCCAGAGUGUGUCCAGCGAGGUGGCUCUAAUCGAUGUGAACGCCGAUAAACUGAAGGGAGAAAUGUUGGAUUUGCAACACGGUUCUGCAUUCAUGAAGAAUGCCCAAAUCAAUGCCAGCACAGAUUUCGCCGUUUCGGCCGGUUCCCGCUUGAUCGUCAUCACUGCCGGUGUGCGUCAGAAGGAAGGCGAAAGCCGUCUGAAUCUGGUCCAGCGCAAUUGCGACAUCCUGAAGGGUAUCAUUCCCAAACUGGUUGAACUGAGCCCGGAAACUCUUCUGCUGGUCGUUUCCAACCCGGUCGAUAUUCUGACCUACGUCGCAUGGAAGCUCUCCGGUUUGCCGAAGAACCGUGUCAUCGGUUCCGGAACCAAUCUGGAUUCGUCCCGGUUCCGUUUCCUAAUGUCUCAGCGAUUGGGACUGGCCCCAACCUCGUGCCACGGUUGGAUCAUCGGUGAACACGGCGACAGCUCGGUGCCAGUGUGGUCCGGAGUCAACGUUGCCGGUGUGCGCCUCUCGGAACUUAACCCAGCCAUUGGAACUGCCGAUGACGACGAAAAGUGGGGUGAUCUGCAUCACGAAGUCGUCAACAGUGCGUAUGAAGUUAUCCGACUGAAGGGAUACACUUCCUGGGCCAUCGGCCUGAGCGUUGCUUCGCUGGCUUCAGCGCUGCUUAGAAAUACAUACAAUGUUCAUGCCGUUUCAACUUUGGUCAGCGGUGAACAAGGAAUCGAAGAGGAGGUGUAUCUCUCACUGCCAUGCGUUCUCGGCAGGAAUGGUGUUUCCCAUGUAGUGAAGCAAAUUCUAACUGAUGCUGAAACCCAGAAGUUGAAGGAGUCGGCUCGCAUUAUGGCUGAGGUUCAGGCUGGAAUUAAGUUCUAAUUUAAACCACCUAGCAUUUAAAACUAUUUAUAGCUACUAUUUAACCAAUUAGGAAUCAAUGUGAAGGAUAGACGCAUUUUUCUCAAUCUCACUAAUUAGAUAUGUUAAGCAUGCACGCCAAAGUCUUUGAUGUUAUCUGCCUCCUCACAAAGUAAAAAAAAUCGAACAACCACUUAUGUAAACUAUGAUAGAAAGUAUUACAGAGGAAAUCAACUCAAUCGAUAAGAAGGAAAAUAAGUUUUCGUUCAGUUUAUGACAAAAAAAAAUCUCUGUUAUGUAAAUAGAGAAGUGAACUUUAAGAAAACACAAAACACACCCUACCUCGAAGAGCAUUUAUUAUCAAAUCAAAGGAUUGGAUGAAAUGUUUCUAAAUCAAAGAAAACGUUAUUCUUUUCGGAUAUAGAAAACGUAGUUAAAAUUGCUCGCAAAUUCAAGUAUUACUUCGGUAUCGAUGCAGAACUAUUGUAUUAUGACUCCCUAAAUACGUUCUUUUGAGGCGUCAAGUUGUACGAUUUUAAAGAGGUAGAGAUUUGCAAAAAAAAACUGAUCUCUAACCAUAACAAAGAUUACCAGAUGAUGAAAUGAAAUCUACUUGAUGUGCUACAAGAUUGAGAAAGUAAAAUAAAGUAACAUCUAAAACUUA